Messenger RNA from Bradysia coprophila, 542 nucleotides. RefSeq names its product NADH dehydrogenase (ubiquinone) B14 subunit (gene ND-B14). Gene Ontology annotation, cellular component: respiratory chain complex I. Lineage: Eukaryota; Metazoa; Arthropoda; Insecta; Diptera; Sciaridae. The record is from RefSeq and is a predicted model, not a curated record. Gene Ontology annotation, biological process: response to oxidative stress.
AUGUCAGUAACUGUCAAAACACACAUAGAUACUUUAUCGGAGGUUUGUUUUUCCUUCAGCUGAAAAAUUUCGUAAAAAUUGUAUCGAAAUGGCUGGUCGUGAGGCUGUAAAAAGGAGUCUUCAGCAAGUUCGCCCUAUUCUGUCUGUAGAUCAAAACGAGGCACGCCGAAGAGUUCUCAAUUUAUACAAGGCAUGGUACCGUCAAAUCCCCUACAUUGUUAUGGAUUAUGACAUCCCGAAAAAUAUCGAUCAGUGCCGUGCAAAAUUACGUCAAGAAUUUCUGAAACACAAGAAUGUCACCGACAUCCGUGUUUCGGAUAUGCUGGUGAUCAAAGGCCAAAUGGAACUGAAAGAAACUGUCGAAAUUUGGAAGCAAAAGGGGCACAUUAUGAGAUUUUGGAACGAGUCCGAAGAGCCCAAGCCGACAGACUUUUUGUCAAAGUUUAUUGCCGGCCAUAAUUAGACCAAAUUGUGAAUGAAGUUCUGUAGAGACCGUAAUAAUGUUCAAGAUUUGAAUAAAAUUCGAAUGUAAAUACAGGUCA